UAAGAUUGCCGAGUGCUGAUUGCUGAAGCGGUGAAGCCUCAAGGAUUAGAGAAAGCAACUGAGCACGACGAACCUUAUCCGUUCCAGAAAUCUUCGAGCAGUGGCAAUGGAGGACAAGUCGCCGGCGUUACUGAUCUCUGAAGAUUUAUCCCGGAAAAUAGUCUCUCUCGCCGCCGGUGAAGCGCAUACUAUUGCUCUGACUGGCGACGGAGAUGUUUACUCCUGGGGAAGGGGGAUGUUCGGGCGUCUUGGCACGGGUAUGGAAUCGGACGAGCUUGUUCCAGUUCGAGUCGAGUUCGAAGUCUCAGAUCAAGCGAUCGGAGAUCGGGCUCGAAUCGUUGGUAUUGCUGCUGGUGCGUAUCACAGUCUCGCUUUCUCAGAUGAUGGCUCGGUUUGGUGUUGGGGUUAUAACAUUUAUGGCCAACUAGGUUUUGAUGGGGAGAAUUCCUUGGCACCACGCUUGAUUAAAAAUUUCUUAGAACAAGAAGCAUCUAGUUCUUCACUCAAUGAUUCAGGUAGAGAAGCUAGAUCAGAUUUAAAGGUUUGUGCUGUCAAGGCUGGAUCCAUGAUGUCGCUUGCCAUUGAUAAUCUCGGGGGUCUGUGGAUGUGGGGGAAUGUUCCACCUCAAAACGGGGAACCUGAGCCUCGGUUGUCUUUUACAAGCAUCCCGAUUCCAUUUCCUGUACCCGAGUUCCAUGGCCAGACUGUUUUGAAGGUAGCAUGUGGGGAUGAACAUGUUGUUGCCCUUGUUGGUCCCAAGGUGAUUAAUAAAGACAAUGGUUAUGAUGAUUAUGUGUUGUAUUCUUGGGGCAAUAAUCAUCAUGGCCAGUUAGGGCUUGGGGAUAAAGAAAGCCGUGCAAGGCCUCAUAUUGUCGAGACAUUUAACCAGAACUCUGGUCUUACAGUCUACGACAUAGCUUGCGGUGCUCAUCACACAGCUCUCCUCACCUACAGAAAGGAAACACCAAAAGGACCAAGCAUUUGCUGGACAUUCGGUUUUGGAGAAAAUGGUCAACUAGGUCACGGAAGUACCAAGAGCUCAUCGAUUCCAGUGCCAGUUUCAGAGCUCUCGGAACACGCUUACUUAGUUUCUGUAGACUGUGGGUUGUUCCACACAAGCGUGGUGUCAUCUGAGGGAUACGUGUGGUCGUGGGGAAUGGAGAGAGGACUAGGGUUAUGCCCUGAUGUGAAUUUCGCUGAAGUGGAAGCAGGAGACGACAGUGUACCAAGAAAGAUUUCAGGCGUGUCAAGAUUUCGUGACCCGGUUCAGGUUUCUUGCGGAGCUGCACAUACAGUUCUUGUGGCAAAUGGUGGUUACAAGCUGUGGUCUUGGGGAAGAGGAAGAAAUGGAGUGCUCGGGACCGGGAAUGUUAUGGACAGUUAUGUUCCUACUCUCGUCUUCUGGCCGAAUGAGCUGAAACCGGACAAUGAACAAGUACCUGAACCUGAUGCUGGCAAAAGUUCAUCAACGGAGGAGAUUAAACGGCUUGAAUCAAAGCUAAUGGUGAUGGAAAGAUAUGCAAGCAUACUUCAUGGAUCCAUAUUUGGAAAACCUUUUAAUGAAGAGGAAGAUAUCCCGUAUUCAUUACGGGUUUCUGGGUAUUUCGAUAUGGGAAAAGAGUGGGGAGAGAUGCUGGAGAGUGCAGAUAAGAGUCAGCUUAUGAGGCUUCAAGCUUUCUAUGAAGACAUGAUUGGUAGGGUUAAGGACAAGGUGUUGCAGAGAAGGAUUCAGGAGAUUAUGAAAGAUUGUCUUCAAUCUUCAGCAUCUAAACACUAAUAGUAUCACCUGUUGUGUGCUAAUAGCCUAAUACCUUCUUCAAGAAGCAGAGAACAUAUGUACGUAAAAAUCAUUUCGUAUAAUUUACUAGAAUUUGUUGAUUAUGGAAUGAAUUUUCAGCAAA
Molecule: messenger RNA, 1901 nt
Organism: Eutrema salsugineum
Lineage: Eukaryota; Viridiplantae; Streptophyta; Magnoliopsida; Brassicales; Brassicaceae
Product: ultraviolet-B receptor UVR8
Exons: 5
Coding region: 107-1777 (556 amino acids)
Source: RefSeq, a predicted model, not a curated record